AUGACUACAGCGAUUAUUGAUGUUGGGGAAAUUGGACCACUUUACAAAAUAAGGGUUUACCAUGACAACAGUGGUGAAGAUCCAUCUUGGUACUUAGAGAAGGUUAAAAUGAAAGACAAAGACACAAACCAAGAAUUCCACUUUUUUGCAAAUCGUUGGUUGAGGCACCCUGAAGAUCUAAUACCUGAUAAGGAGGGUGAUGAAGAAAUGUCAUCAGAAAGAAGGGAUGAGAUGAAAAGUGAUAAAUCCAAUGGUAAUAAUCUUGACAAAAAUGUGCAGGAUGAAGGAGAUGAAGAUAAUAAAAUAGAACCUGAUGUUUUGGUGGAAUUACCAGCCAUUAGACCUGAUAUUCCACCCCCUCCUGUAUACAUGUAUGAAGUAGGUGUCCAUACCGGUGAUAAAGGUGCUGCUAGCACAGAUACUGAGAUCUACAUGACACUUUAUGGUGAGAAAGGUGACACUGGAAGAAGACAACUCAGGAAAUCUCAAAAACACAAGACAAAAUUUCAGAGAGACCAGGUAAUAUGGUUUGAUACUGCUGUGGAUGACAGAAAAACAGAGAGAGAGGUUCCUUUGUUAGGAAUAUUGUCAAUCCCAGCAGAACCCAAAGUGGACCCAGAUGCUCUCAAGUCAGAGCGUGAAUGGAAGAUAAAAGUGAAGACUUCCAAUGAAGAUGGUGCUGGUACAAAAGCUAUGGUUUAUCUGGUUAUAUAUGGUGAGGAAGGUCAACAAACUACUGAAGAACUCAAUGAUGGAUCUCUCACAUCACCAUCCUUUGAUCCUGGUAAUGAAGAUGAAUUUGAU
This is a messenger RNA of Saccoglossus kowalevskii, 804 nucleotides long. RefSeq lists its product as uncharacterized. Gene Ontology annotation, molecular function: protein binding. Lineage: Eukaryota; Metazoa; Hemichordata; Enteropneusta; Harrimaniidae. The record is from RefSeq and is a predicted model, not a curated record.